AUGAGCCAUGCCACUUCAGCCGCAGUGGACAACCUCCUAACUGUCGCAGGUGGCAAGCUUCAAAGCUUGUGCGACGAGGUCUCACGGCAGGUGGCCGAGGAGCUCUCGAAGGCCUCCGCCGAGCUCGUGUCUCAGGUCGAGCGUAAGCUUGGUGCACCGGAAAUUCCAAGACAGCAGUCGCUGGUCGCUUGGGCGGAGACUGACGAUGGCCUCAACACGCCCAACAAGAAGACAACCGGGUUCGUUCCCCAUGCUUGGACGGAGAGGCACAUGCGGACAGACCAUUCAAGCAAGCUUUUGGAGGAGAUCCAAGAGUCCUUCGCAGAGUUGUGGUACGGACCAGGCCACAGCGAGAAGUCGGUCUUCCCGUCGGAUCAGGUCGACCCCCAAGGUGCCGAAAGCUCGUCGACCCUGGUUCAGGCGAUGUCGGAGGACUCCACGACGCAAGCACGAGGUGAAAAAUCACCCGCAGUUUCAGCACCCCGAGCAAAAUCGCGGUCAGGAAACUUUGCAGACCAUGUCUUCGGCAUGAUCCCGAACACGGACGACAAAGCUCUGCCUUCGACUCAUGGUUGCUGUCGGAAGAGGCUGCGGCGGCUCGUUCAGAAUCCAUGGUUCGACUGCUUCAUCAUGGCCAUGAUCCUGGUCCACACGCUGUCGAUUGGCGCCCAGAUCAAUCACCUGGCAGCUACGGAGAGGACGGAUGGUGGAAGGUUCUGGCGCUCGAUCGACUUCUUUUUUUGCGUCUUCUUCGCUGCAGAGGUCAGCAUCAAGCUUUACGUCUACCGGCUACGGUUCUUCACCAUGCAUGCCUGUGCGUGGAACAUAAUAGACCUGGUGCUUGCAAUUCUGCAAAUCGUGGAAGAGGUGAUGGCCCUUGUUGCUAGCAUCACUGAGGAACCCUAUCAGAACCUACGGCUUGAUUUGAUGCGUGCUGUUCGCAUGAUGCGCGGGGUCAAGGUCCUGCGCCUGGUGAGGGCCGUUCGAUAUGCUGGGGACCUGCAGCUGAUCGUGAGCUGCUUGAUUCUGUCCCUGCGGACGUUUCUCUGGAGUGUCCUCCUCCUGGUCAUGACGAUCUAUGUCAUGGCCAUCUACAUUACGCAAGCCUGCAAUAUCCGUCGAUUUGAGAAUCCGGAUGCUGACGGGAAUGACUUGCUGCAGAAAUGGUGGGGGGACAUCUUCAUCAGCACUUUGGCGCAUCUUUCUGCAGCGAUUUUGUUCUAA
Molecule: messenger RNA, 1224 nt
Organism: Symbiodinium sp. CCMP2592
Lineage: Eukaryota; Dinophyceae; Suessiales; Symbiodiniaceae
Source: the annotation of a GenBank genome assembly